AGUAUCAAGUAAAGUCGGACUAUAUCGUGAAGCAGCAGAAAAUAACCCUGAACGCUGGAAACACCAGACUUACGGCCAGUCGUGUUGUGCGUCUCACAGUGAUAACUAGUGACAUCAAACAUGGUCCUGGAUACAGAAGAUUGGGCUGAUGAGCUCCCUGCAGAACAGAUUGCCGUGUUGCGCAAGGCUUUCGAUGGCUUCGACCACAAUCGCUCGGGCAGUAUUCCUUGCGACUUCGUCGCUGACAUCCUCAGGAUGAUGGGGCAGCCCUUCAACAAGAAGAUCUUGGAGGAGCUCAUUGAAGAAGUCGACGCUGAUAAGUCGGGCCGUCUCGAGUUCGGAGAGUUCGUUACCCUCGCCGCUAAGUUCAUCGUGGAGGAAGACGCUGAAGCCAUGCAGAAGGAACUUAGGGAGGCUUUUAGAUUGUAUGACAAAGAAGGUAACGGUUACAUUCCCACGUCGAGUCUGCGGGAGAUCCUUAGGGAGUUGGACGAGCAGCUAACAGACGAGGAACUCGACGGCCUUAUCCAGGAGAUCGACACAGACGGCAGCGGCACGGUAGACUUUGAUGAAUUCAUGGAAAUGAUGACAGGAGAAUAAGCAUCUAUUUCUCUCUUCUUCUAUAUAAAUCUAUAAUUUAAGGCAUCUCUACACUUCGGUACUUCAACCUUUCGAAUCUUGGGAACAUUGGACGAGAUCAUCGUAACAUUAAGCUGAUGGAAGUGCAUCAAUUUCAUCCGUAAAAUAAAGUAUUAUGUAUGUAUUGUACAAAAUAAUAUUUGUUCUUGUUUAAUUGAUGUGUGUGACUGCGUAAUGUUUAUACCUACUUAUUAAUAAAUCUUUUAUUCUACUA
Amyelois transitella is the source of this 853-nucleotide messenger RNA. Its product is annotated as troponin C. The transcript has 6 exons. The coding region runs from base 121 to 600 and encodes 159 amino acids. Gene Ontology annotation, molecular function: calcium ion binding; enzyme regulator activity. NCBI's taxonomy places the organism in Eukaryota, Metazoa, Arthropoda, Insecta, Lepidoptera, Pyralidae. The record is from RefSeq and is a predicted model, not a curated record.